GAGGCGCUGAGCCUCGGUAAGCAUCUCCCCGCGUGAUUGGCCGACGCUGCCGUAGAGCCCGCCUCCACCAUGCGGAUCCGGCUGGGUAAGGGGCCGUGAGACCCAGAGGCCGGGUGCGCCCGGGAACAUGGCGGCGGAGGGCCUCGCUGAGAUUCCUGAUGUGGAUAUAGAUCCCGAGGGCGUCUUCAAGUACGUGCUGAUUCGAGUCCACUCGAGGCCGCCCUCCGGGGCUCCGGGCGAGGACAGCAAGGAAAUCGUGCGCGGCUACAAGUGGGCCGAGUACCACGCCGAUAUUUAUGACAAAGUAUGUGGCGAGCUGCAGAAGGAGGGUUAUGACUGCGAGUGUCUGGGCGGAGGCCGCAUCUCCCACCAGAGCCAGGACAAGAAGAUCCACGUGUAUGGCUACUCCAUGGGCUAUGGUCGUGCCCAGCACUCUGUCUCUACGGAGAAGAUCAAAUCCAAGUAUCCUGACUACGAGGUCACAUGGGCGGAUGAUGGCUACUGAUGCCCUGUCAGCAGCCAGGUCGGGACUCUGCUCUUUCUGAGGCCCCGCCCGAGGGGCCAGCCCCACCCCUCCCUUCACCCGCUGGUGACAGGCCACCUUGCCACACCUCAGACCAGCCUGGCCCACAGGAAUUAAAAGCGUUGAUGUGCCAGUC
Dipodomys spectabilis (banner-tailed kangaroo rat) is the source of this 659-nucleotide messenger RNA. RefSeq names its product phosphohistidine phosphatase 1 (gene Phpt1). Lineage: Eukaryota; Metazoa; Chordata; Mammalia; Rodentia; Heteromyidae. Gene Ontology annotation, biological process: peptidyl-histidine dephosphorylation. The transcript has 3 exons. The record is from RefSeq and is a predicted model, not a curated record. Gene Ontology annotation, molecular function: protein histidine phosphatase activity. Gene Ontology annotation, cellular component: cytosol. The coding region runs from base 128 to 505 and encodes 125 amino acids.